This is a messenger RNA of Pyricularia grisea, 5011 nucleotides long. RefSeq lists its product as uncharacterized. The record is from RefSeq and is a predicted model, not a curated record. Gene Ontology annotation, cellular component: membrane. Gene Ontology annotation, molecular function: protein binding. The transcript is spliced from 4 exons. Lineage: Eukaryota; Fungi; Ascomycota; Sordariomycetes; Magnaporthales; Pyriculariaceae. Bases 1070 to 4780 code for a protein of 1236 amino acids.
GGGCAAGUCCAGGUUGUUCUGUACCUGGCAGAAAAGCAAACAUCAGAUGGAUGUACUAUUCAAUCGAGAAAUGAGAAUUCGCGAGUCACGGGCAUCCAAUCCUUGCCUUUGAUUGAUACCUACCCCACGAUUUUAUGCGAUGAAUUAUCGAUUAACGGACGGACUCUUCCCUUACACCGAGCCUCCUCCAUUUCAGGUGCGGUGGGUUGAGGUGGAUAGGUAGAUAGGUGCCCAAUUCGACUUGCCACGCAAUGUGCCACCGGGCUUCCCGCUUCUGGAUAGGCUUCCUUUGGUUCUGGCAUUGAUUGCAAGCUUGGCUGGGCGCUUCCAUGCGAGGCUCUCACCAUGGUGAGAGGAUGCAUGUGCGCAUUUCCCCCUCUCACAAUCUCACUUAAGCGCCCACGCUCAAAGGUGGUCUGGUCAAGCACUCUGAUUGGACACAUGCUCCCCCAUCAUGACAGGCCUCCCUUGCGGGAGUCGAUGAUGGGCUGGGCCGAAAGCCCCUCCAAAAUGACGGAUGGAUACUGGAGCUUGCAGCGGACAAGUCACAUUGAUUGAUUUGUCGCCCGCUGGGAUCUUGCCUCCUCGGUAGUCUAGCUUGGUCGCCCUGCCUGAGAGAGUUGCGCGCGAUUGUGUUUUGCCAACUUGUUGAUACUUGGACAAAAGUAAGCAAACUAAGUGUGCUUGGCUGCAAUUUAUCAAUAAUUUCAAACGAGACAAAACCAGAGCAAAACCAAAGCGGUUGGCUCUGUUUAACCGGUUCGUCCAUCUGCGCAGAGUUUCCCGCAGCAGGAGGGGCAGCUUUUAACCAACCUUCAACCACCAGCGCCCACACCACAGCAAGCUGCAGUCCAGAGCUCUCAUAUACAAGGCAAAGGAAACCCCGCUGGCCUUCGAAAACGGCCCCCGAAACUGCCUGCGCAUCGCGCAUCUCGGUCUAGCCUGGGCCUAUUAAUAAACUCGCAUCUAACUGCGGGCACGUCAUCCUAUAGCGCCCGCCUUACUCGGAUCAAACCCCGUUGCUUUGUACCUGCGUCUGCAGUGAGACAGACUGGGUGCGCACACAGCCAUGGAACCAAACAGAUCCAGGGGCUUUUCGGAUGAAGAGCUCUUCAUGAGUCGCCCGGUCGACGACUGUGGCGACAGCCCAACCGUCGAGCCCCUUCGCAUCUUCAACAAGAGUCCUGCCGCUUCUGAUCAGGCCCGUUUCAAGUACCCGCGACCUCCCGAACCGGCCUCCUCGGCUUCGCCCUCCCACAAGCCAACGUUCCCGCUGCCUCCUGGCGCAUCGAGCUCUGCAGCUCCCCUCCCAUACCCCGAUGACGAGGAUCUGCGCCCUUCGAAGCCGAUCCAAUCCCGGCUGCCCUACCCAGAUGAUAAUGUUUCUCACAGGCCUUCGCCCGCUGGAAGGAUACAGAGCAGCAGUUCUACGAGCUCCGGAGGAAGUUACAAUGAUACGUCUCCGCGUCUGAGCCUCAGCCCUACCGGCGAAAAGAGACCAGGGCUUGCUGAGAGGAGGGGCACCGCCCCAAGUGCACUGUCGCCAACAAGCCCAGAUGGAGACAAGGAUAAUCUGUUCGCGAAGCCUAUCAAACCGCCCAAGCAGCAACAACCACAACUACAGGAGCCGCAGCCCAGGAUCUCAAACAGCUACCAGAGCAAACCCUACUACCCACCGCCUGGAGGCAGCUCCGCAAGCAAUGCUCAGCGACCGACUGUGGCUACAAGCACGCUCAAGAUGCCGCAGGAAAGCAGCGUGAACCGUUUCAACUCGAAUGCUUCCACAUCGACAACCCGCGCCAGUCGCGGCUCACCUCCGCCUCCAGAAACCCCGAUAGUCGAGCCGGGUGUGAUCCCUGGUGGUGGCAUAGAAGCUCGCUAUGCUGCCUCGGGCAUAUCUGGAACCGCAACCCUCACGGCUCUCCAAGCGCAGCAGGCGCAGAGCGCCGCGGCCUCGCAGCGACUUGCCCAGUACGGUGGACAGCCCCCGGCGCAACGGCCGUGGACGCCGACAGAGACUCCAGACCAGCAGCCUCAUGGGCCUCCAACGGUUUACCAGGGCUCAAACCCGGUGGGAAGCCCCUCCCAGUCUUCCACGGUACAGAAUGGCCAAUCUCAGCAGCCAAGCUUGCAAGUUAGCGUUCUGGAGCAAGACUUCCAGCGUAUGCAAGCCUCGACCCCUCCCCCCGCAUACUCUAGCGUCAGCGGAGGUGGUUCAGGGUAUCCAAACGAGAAACAGCGCCCUGCAGUCCAGCAACAAUCCAGUUCCAACUCGCAGCCUGGGCAAGCGCCUGCCGCUGCAGGUCCUGCGGCCGCCAGUGCAGCAGCUUCAGUUGCUGGGUCCAGCUCUUCCGGUGGAGUCCAGACUCCUGCCGCUCAAGGCCCGGAGAAGAAGCCGCAACAGCAACAGAUUCCAAAUCCCCUGGCCUCGCCGGCUUUACAGCAUCCGGGUCAUCCUGCCUUUGCCAAUGACCCCAGGCCAGGAAGCUCCCAGAAUGGCCAACCGACCAUCACACACACGCCCUCAGUUUUACAUGCCCAGCAGGGUCCUUCGUCCCCUCCCCCGCUGCCAGAAGGAUGGAUCUCCCAUCUCGACCAGAACUCUGGGCAAUACUACUACAUCCAUCUUGCGACUCAGGCUACGCAGUGGGAGUUCCCCAAGGGGCCAAAUCCUAUCAAUCACGAGGUAGCCCCAUUGUCACCGACAGCCUCUACUUAUGGCAACUCUCUUGGCUCCCCUUUCCUGGGAGGUAAGCAAGGAAUGGCAUCGCCCGGCCUGUAUCCUCCACACACUCCUGGCUAUGCCGAGAGCAUAAUGAGCGUGGCAGCCUCGGCCGCACCCAGUGCUGCUGGUUUCACUGGACCUCCGCCCAGCUCCGGCGUGGAGAUCUUCAAGGUGGCCCCAACAAAUGGUGUCUACUUUGGCCCCUACUUGCGUUACGUCAACAUGGACGUGGAGAGGGGUGUGUGGUUGGGGAGCAUAAUGAUUGUGACGGACGCACCUCAGCCGCCUACGAUACACAUCCAUCGCAGCGUCGACUUGUCACCGAACCCGAGGCAGCUUAUGCCACACGUGAUCCAUACCCACCAACGCUGGAGCUUUUACAAGUAUGACUUGGAUUUGCAGAUGGGCGAGCAGACUGAGAAAUGGACUUAUGCGGUCACGUCCCAUAUGGGAUGUACACGUUACGAGUUCGUCGUCGCAGGGCGCAGUGAAACUGGCUGGCGCUUCGUGGCGCACUCGGGUAAUGAUUUUGCCUCUUCAACUUCUCAAGGCGACCGGGCCAAACUCGGUGGCGUCGGCUUCAUGUGGAAGGACGUGCUGCAGAGGAACCUUGAGUGCGGCGGUUUUCAUGUACAGCUGGGACUUGGUGAUCAAAUAUAUGGUGAUCGACUCUGGAAGGAAGUGCCUCUGCUUAAGCAGUGGCUCGCCAUCCAAGGAAGGGAGAAUCGUAAGACGGUCCAAUGGACUGCGCGGCAUGAAGAAGACGUCACCCAUGCCUACUUCCACUAUUACACAUCUCACUUUGACCAGCCAUUCUUGAGAGAGGCGUUUGCUCAGAUUCCUCACAUCUUGCAACUCGAUGAUCACGACAUUUUUGAUGGGUUUGGGUCAUAUCCUGACUACAUGCAAUCGUCUCAAGUUUUCAAGAACAUCGGGCGUGUGGCCAUUGAGAUGUAUCUGUUGUUUCAACACCACACGACUGUUGAAAUAUUGCGCAAUGUUAACUCGGAUAUCGAUCUGUUCACUAUCACGGGCUCUGGAUGGCACUUUGUCAAGUAUUUGGGCCCGGCAAUGGUCGUGGUGGGUGUUGAUAUGAGAUCAGAGCGGACCCAAACAAGAGUCUUGGCCGGUCCGACGUAUCAAGGCAUCUUUCCAAAGGUCGCCAUGCUACCGCCCAGUGUCCAGCACUGCAUAUUUAUGCUAUCCGUUCCGCCUAUCUAUCCCAGGCUCGACACGGUGGAAAGCUUGGCAAACACAUUCAAUACCGGCAAGAAGGCAGUCAACUCGACGUACAACCUGCUCGGCAAAGUGACCAGUUCAGUGGCGGGAGUAGUGGGUGGUAAGGAAGUAGUGCAACACGGCUUUACUCAUGUUAAAAAGGCGGUCGGAAAAACUGGUCUCAUGGGCAAUGUUCUCAACCAGUUCGGAGAGUUUGACAUUGGCGAGGAACUCAAAGACCUAUGGACGCAUGAGACCAAAGACUUGGAGCGGACAUAUCUGAUCCGGACUCUGCAAGGAAUUUCGCAGCAAAAGGGAAUAAGAAUGAGUUUCCUUUCGGGAGCUGUCAAUUGCUGCGGCGCCGGGUUGGUCCACGACCCGUCCCACCCCAGCGACCACAAGACCAUGUACCAAAUCAUCACAUCCCCAAUCGUGGCCGCACCGUCAGGUAACUACAUCCUCAAGAUGCUACACAACUCCAACAAGAUGCUUUACGUACCUACCAAUGGGCACAAGUCCAAUGGAGAGGUGUCGGACACCAAGGAGGACAUGAUGGAGAUCUUCCAAGUCGACGCAAACGGGUCCCAACGCGAGCUCAAGAAGCUCAUGGGACGUCGCAACUACGUUGCCGUUGUGGCGUACGACCCCGAAGUCAUCAACGCUGCGGCCGGGUCGCAGUACGCCGCAAGCAUCAUGAAUGGCGGCCAACCUCAGGGCCAGGGGCUGCAAAAGCUCAGUCUUGCCGUCGACUUUGUGGUUCAGGGUGAUGGAUCAUUCAAUACGCCCACAACCAAGUACGGACCUGUAAUUAUCCCACAUUUGGAAUACGGGCACUGAAAGGCCCAUUUUUUGACUUCUGAUCUUCCUUCGCUUGGAUUUUUCAUGUUAUUUUAAUUCACAUUGUAUGUGAGAGAGAAAUGUUUUGACGACUAUUAUUUCUUUUAUGAUCUGCUUUGAAAUCUAGCGUCAUGAUGAUACAGAUAUCCUGGAAAAAAAAUAUAUAUAGCUCCAGUCUUAUGGAAAAAGUUCGUAAAUUUGGUGUGCAUAUGUUUUGGUGUAGCAACUGGC